AGAACAGAAGCGGAUCUCCCGCCAAAUCGCUUUGUUAGGGCGCUAGCUGUUCAGUCGGCCAAUCAGAACGGACCGCGCUCAACGUUCGCGCGCGCGCCUUUAUCAAAAACCCGAUAAUGCUUCCGAAGCGGACUUCGCUAAGCAAUAAUAAAAUCACUUAAAAUAAACCGUUUAUCAACCACAAGCCACAACACUGGCGACCUCCGCGCCGCGAACACAUCCUUUGUUCACAGAAAAUAAAAAAUUAAAAUUAAAAAAUAAACAAAAUCCGCGGCAGUCCGGUUUCUUUCCCGCGCCGAAUCGGCUCCGAAAUGAAAUAAAAAGUUUGUUGGCGGGAACAAUAAAUACUCACAAUGGUGCCGAAUCACUGGGCGCUGGUAGUGUUGCUGGUGCAACUGGUCAGAUGCAGUGAGAACAAUGUUAAUAUAGGAGGACCUGAGCCAGCAUGGGGUUACAAAUGCGUGUCAGACGUAGGCUGCCAACGCUCAGACAAGCCCAUCACAGCCUCCGAGACCACAUUAUUCGAGAGCCUCGACUUGUGUCGGACCCUCUGUGGUCGGUUCGGCGGGAUCUGGCCUAGGCCGGUCACGGCUGCGCUGAGCAUGCAGACUGUGAAGAUACACCCUAACUAUUUGAGGUUUGACCUCAUCGACGUACCUGCCGAAACCCGUCCUAUCCUAGUGAAGAUGACCCACGUGGUCACCGCAAACCUGAUGGCGGAAUGUGGCGGCAACGUCACAGAGGUCGUGCCCACCCCGGUGGUUAUCUACACGUCAGUAAAGUCCGCGGACACGAGUCUCACGUGGACCACGGAUGAGCAGUACGCUUUGGAUGUCCAGAUAAAGGAAGAUACCGUCGCCGUCCACAUAUUCGCUGAAACCAUCUACGGCGCCCGCCACGCGCUUGAAACCUUCACCCAACUAGUCGCAUCAGACCGUCCGGACUUUCCCGGACACACCCGCUGCGGGCUCCGUCUGGUCUCCGGCGCUAAAGUCCGGGACAGACCCGUCUACAAACAUAGAGGCCUGACCCUGGAUACUUCUAGAAACUUCAUACCGCUGAGGGAUAUAAAGAGGACGCUCGAUGGCAUGGCGGCGACGAAGAUGAAUGUUUUCCAUUGGCAUGUGACGGAUUCCCAUAGUUUCCCGUUGGAGUCGACACGUGUACCACAAUUUACAAGAUUUGGUGCUUAUUCAGACUCCGAAGUAUACACAAGAGAAGAAGUAAAAGAUUUGAUAGAGUACGCUAAAGUACGGGGCAUACGCGUCGUCAUCGAAAUCGACGCGCCCGCUCACGCCGGCAACGGCUGGCAGUGGGGCAAGCAAGCCGGCUACGGGGACCUAGCUGUUUGUGUGAACGAGAAGAAUUGGCGGAUGCUUUGCAUCCAGCCGCCUUGUGGGCAACUCAACCCAGCCAACCCAGCCAUGUACCGAGUGCUCAAAGACUUGUACAGAGACAUCGCCGAAGUGCUGCCCAGGCCUGCUUUGUUCCACAUGGGAGGUGAUGAGGUAUAUUUCGGCUGCUGGAACUCCUCAGAACAGAUAGUGAGCUACAUGAGAGAUAAAGGCUUCGAGAUAAACUCUGAUGGUUUCAUCCGCCUCUGGGCAGAGUUCCACGCCCAAGCUCUACAGAUUUGGGACGAGCAACUUAAAGAAGCUACUGGUGAAGACAAGCAGCCAGUCAUGCUGUGGUCUUCUGAGCUGACUAACCCGCAGAGGAUACAGAGAUAUUUGGAUAAAGAGAGAUACAUCAUCCAAGUCUGGGAACCAGUGGAGAGCCCCGAGCUGAUCCAACUCCUCCGCCUCGGUUACCGCGUGGUCUCCGUACCCAAGAACGUAUGGUAUCUAGACCACGGGUUCUGGGGUACCACCAAGUUCGCCAACUGGCGGAGAAUGUACGCCCAUAUGCUGCCCAGCAGUGAGACUGGGGUCCUUGGGGGGGAGGUUGCUAUGUGGACGGAGUAUGUCGACCAACAUGUUCUGGACACGCGAGUGUGGCCGCGAGCGGCCGCGGUGGGCGAGCGGCUGUGGUCGGACCCGUCCUCCGGCGCGGGCGCCGCCGAGCCGCGCCUGCAGCGCCUGCGCGCCCGCCUCGCCGCGCGCGGCCUGCGCCCCGACGCGCUGUCGCCCGCCUGGUGCACCCAGCACGACGGCAGAUGCUUAUAGUACUCUUUUAUACACUAUUUUCCCUGCCAGUACACUUGCACCAUUCCACCAACGCGGGGUUAACCGAUUAAACCUGGAGUCACCAUCAUCAUCAUUUCAGCCAUAAGACGUCCACUGGUGAACAUAGGCCUCCCCCUUAGGGGGGGUGAAUGCCAUAAUCGCCACGCUUGGCAGGCGGGUUGGCGAUCGCAGUCGAGUACACCGAAUUUGAGGGACGCUGCUGCCCGUCCACCGAGUUGCCAUGAGUUACCAUGGUUACCAGUAACUUGGUCACUGGGUUAAUGGUUUAAUCGUUUAACCCCGGGUUAGUGGGUGGUGUAUUUUAAACCCAGUUAGUCCAACUUCGAAUAAUUUAUAAUUCUCGUUCGAAAUGCAAAAUCCCGAACACAUUUGCUUGGGUGCCUUAGAAAUCCUGGCUAAAUCUGUCGCGUCGUCACUUGUUUUUACCCGAGAUUAGAUCAUUUUUUGUCCGAAGUUAGAUUACACGGUAUAAAUCGGUGUAUACUGACAUGAUGGUGCUUUUUUAACGCAUCCAUGGACCAUGGUUGUCGAUAAAUGUUACCUUUGAUGGUUGAAUGUGUGUGAAGUUGAAACAUAAACUUGUCGAAUGUAGUAGUACACGAGCGCAUGGUAAGAUCGCUUCGAAUCUCAACUUGAUUAGGUAAAUUAUAAUUAUAGUUAUUACCUAAACUUAUUAAAGUAAGUAUGUAGUACUUAUAACAUUACGUUGUCUUUGUUCUGCCGUGCUAUAUAUACUUUAGGUACCUGUCUGGAUACUACUGUUGUACCUACUGUAUCUAAAAUGUGAACUAGACGUACCUAUAUAUACCUUUGGGAUGAGAUGCGACAUCCGAUCGAAAUGUCAUUCAGACAUUGAUUCCAUAUUCACAUCAAUUCAUUCAAUCAGUUUCCUUAUUACCUAAUCAUAGGUACAUAUUUCUUACAUCAUAAUUAUCAUAUCAAUCAUCAAUAAACAUGUCGGAAAAUGCAACGAGGCUGAAAUACCAAUAGGUGUCUCUUUUUUAGCUCUCUAUAUCACACGUAAAAACGUAGAAGAAAAUGUUUCCAUGUAGGAGAUAUUUAUGUAAGACGAAUGACGAGUUAUACAUUACUUGAACUGUAUAGUUGAAAUUUUCUGAGGUGAUUUUUUGGACUUAAUCUUCUCGAGAGAGAGGUAUAGGGUUGGAGACGGCAUAGCUUUAUUUGACGUUCAUAAGUGCAUUGUAAUAUGCCUACUUCAAUAAUAAACUAUCUUUAUCUGUUAAACAAAAGCCUUUAUUUCUUUUAUGCAGCGCGGUCAGUCAGCACCCGUCUUCGGCACGAGCCAAAAGCUACAAUGUGCCAGUGGUAGUAGUAACCGCUGCAUAAAAUAAACAAUACCUUUUGUUCAACAGAUUAGGGGUUUAAACUCAACAAAUCACCUCGGGAUAUUUCAACUAAGUAUAACAGUUUAUUUAUAAUAGGUAGGUACACCUGAAUAAAAAUUUUUUCACGACUCGAAAGUUCAAAAGAGUUACAUGUUGCAUAAUCGGAGAAAAGGAAUUAGCAUCCUGUUACCCAAUCAAAGUUUUGCAUGCUUAAUUGUAGGAGUGAAGGGAAACUCAUAUAUGUACCUUAUAUGUGACGUCCCACGGGUAAAGGUACCUUAUGGUGGUUGGGGCUUACGCUAUUAUUAACGCCGCUCCAAUAUUAUUACGGCGCUAUGUGACGUAAGUGCCAUCCGCCAUAAGGCACCUUUUUCCGUGGGACAUCACAUAUGAGUUUUUCACCUAGAUGUCUACUGAUUCUAAGAUGUACAGUAGCUGUCGUAUGAUAUUUGGCAGUAAGUUAUCUAUUUUGUAAUAGUUUGACUAUUCCUCAUAGACAAUAGAUUUGUCUACCUAAUAACUUUGGUGCUUAAUAAUUUACUUAUUUCAUACUGAAUAAAUGUUGAAUCUAUACGUGUAAGAUAAAUGUUAUCAUAAUAAAUAAUUUAUAAGAGACGUCGAUAUCAGACUGAUUCUAUUUAAUAAGACAAAAGAUUUUAUAAGCAAAUUUAUUUAUGAAAAGAUUUAUAGUAAAUGUGAUAUUGUUUAUAUUGACGACAAAUAUGAAAUGAAGAUUUACGCCAAA
Messenger RNA from Cydia fagiglandana, 4277 nucleotides. It is a transcript of the gene Hexo2, whose product is annotated as chitooligosaccharidolytic beta-N-acetylglucosaminidase-like. Gene Ontology annotation, molecular function: beta-N-acetylglucosaminidase activity. The coding region runs from base 354 to 2165 and encodes 603 amino acids. Gene Ontology annotation, cellular component: plasma membrane; lysosome. The record is from RefSeq and is a predicted model, not a curated record. NCBI's taxonomy places the organism in Eukaryota, Metazoa, Arthropoda, Insecta, Lepidoptera, Tortricidae. Gene Ontology annotation, biological process: protein deglycosylation; carbohydrate metabolic process; ganglioside catabolic process. The transcript has 10 exons.